This is a messenger RNA of Cladophialophora carrionii CBS 160.54, 450 nucleotides long. RefSeq lists its product as uncharacterized. NCBI's taxonomy places the organism in Eukaryota, Fungi, Ascomycota, Eurotiomycetes, Chaetothyriales, Herpotrichiellaceae. The record is from RefSeq and is a predicted model, not a curated record. The transcript has a single exon. Bases 1 to 450 code for a protein of 149 amino acids.
AUGUCUUUUGUCGCCAAAUCCACCCAUUCUGUGCCUGUCCCAAAGGUCUUUCGGGCAGACACAUUUGAGGAUGGAACAACCGUCAUUGAGAUGGAAUAUAUCUCAGGGAAGACAUUGCAAGAGUCCUGGCUGGCGCUUUCCGUGGAAGAGAAGAAAAGCUUCGCCCAACAAAUGAAUGCAAUAUUGGAACAGUUACGAUCUUUAGAAGGCCGGUAUAUCGGCGGUAUUGAAGAGGGGCCAGCGGUAGAUAUGCGGAGGGAGACUGAACGAGGCGGGCCGUUCUCCAGUGAAGCCGACUUCAACAAAUUUCUGCAACAAAAUGCCGUCUCGAAGACUCCCAAAAUAUCCCAUUCCAUGCUGGCUGGGCUCAUGUCCGACAAUCACAGGAUUGUUUCACUCAUGGGGAUCUCAGUCUGCGCAACAUCCUCGUCCGAGAUGGUCGUAUCGUGA